CUUUACUGCAACGCGCCGACAUAGUGUCGUAAAUCAUCCGCUCUGCUUUACGGCAGAUAAUAGGCCAGUGUGGAGUGAAUUGAGUAAUGGCAGGAACAGACACGAGAUAGACACGAACUUUGCGUUGUUUUUACAUUUAUCAGGUACCAGCAGCCGGACGCACGUCUGUGUUUGUCGUCGUUCGCUGUGAGAGGCUGAUUCCGACCCCGUUUUUCUGUCAUCAUAGUAACUGUAUGCAGUGGAAUGGCUGAAGUGCCGACUGGGCCUAACGCACUGCCUUCAUCCCCGAGCGAGAUCACACAACUGCCCGUGGACGGGUGCACCUUACUGGGCACCGAUGAGGGACGGGACAUCAUCAGCCCCGGCCCGGGACACCCGCACGCCAACGACCACAAGGCGAUAGUCAAAUCCAACCAGAACAACGUGCAUCCUAAUGCAUCAGCCGCCCAGUUCCACACAGCCCAGCUGAACGGGGUCCAGUGCAACCACACUCACCUCCAGAACCACGUCCAACAACACCGGCCGUCCGACAAUCAAAACGCCGCUUCUGAUCACCACUUGGACGGCAUCGGCGAAACACAGAGCGAUCACACGGAAAACAACAAUUUCACGAGAAAUAAACGAUGUAGUGAUAUAUCACAGAGCCACCCGCCGCCGAACAACGGGAUAAACUGCACUGAUAGCAUGGCGAUCACGGAGAGCAGCUCUUGUCGACUGGAGAAUGAUGUAAAUAGCAGGACUGGUUCGGGGGAUCAGGCUCGAGCGGCUGCGGCAGCGGCAGCGCUGAUGGACGGGGCUGAGUCAGGCCCGGGCCCGCAGCGCGCUGGAGUAGAUCAGGCGGCGGCUGACAGCGCUCCGGUGGCGGGGAUGUCGAGGCUAGCGCUGGAGGAGCAGGACGAGGACGAGUCCAUCCGAUACGUGAGAUAUGAGUCUGAGCUCCAGAUGCCCGAUAUCAUCCGACUUAUAACUAAAGACUUAUCUGAGCCCUACUCCAUAUACACCUAUAGGUACUUUAUUCACAACUGGCCUCAGCUCUGCUUUCUGGCGAUGGUUGAGAAGGACUGUGUCGGUGCCAUUGUGUGUAAGCUAGACAUGCAUAAGAAGAUGUUCCGUCGCGGAUACAUCGCCAUGCUCGCUGUGGACUCCAAAUUUCGCAGGAAAGGCAUCGGCACCAACCUUGUGAAAAAGGCCAUUUAUGCUAUGGUGGAGGGGGAUUGUGAUGAGGUGGUGCUAGAGACGGAAAUCACCAACAAAUCAGCCCUGAAACUCUAUGAGAACCUGGGCUUUGUCAGGGACAAGCGGCUGUUUAGAUAUUAUUUAAACGGAGUGGACGCACUUCGGCUCAAACUCUGGCUUCGCUAAAUCAAACUACGGGGUCCCUCAACUCUUUCUCCAUCCCUUUGGCCUACUCUUCCUCCGCCCCAGUCCUCCGGCUCAGAUCACAUGACUUCCCAUCAAUAGAAAGACACUCGACCUCUGCUGAGCCACAAAGGGCAAACUUUGAGGGAAAAUUCAACCAAUCAUAAUAAAGUGUUUUAAGAACUUUUUGUGUGAAAGAAAGAGAGGUUAUUGCAAAAAAGAAAAUAAAGUUGGGUACUAGUAUGACACCGAAAACGUGGUGAAAAGGAAAACGUGGCUUCUAUGCUCAGGUGUCAAUACCCUGACUUAAGACCUCUGUGUAUUUGUGUUGGGCAGUCGAGAUGGGCUGGGCCGAACAUGUUGACGGCAUCGGUGAAAUGCAUCAUGCCGAAAGCAAACAAUGCGCCACACCACACCUCUGUUGUGUUUUUUUUUUUGUUUUUUUGUUUUUUUAACGAACAAUCACAAACCGAAGGAUGGAAAUGUUUAAACCGACUCAACUACUCGAGUUUUUGUUUUACCAUUUUUUUUUUUUUCCCUAUAAGAGGGUGCACGGGAGCAUUGCAGGUUGCAAUUGUUUUGUAGCCUGCUGCUUUUGCGUUGUUGUGUUUGUUUUUUUGUUUUUUUUCUGCGUAUGGGGGUCUGUGGUUUAUUUUAUGCGUUUAAUUUUGUUUUAGAAAACACUGAGCAGAGCUUUGUCCACUUUAGAAGUUUGAUCGAUGACAAACUAACAUGCACAGAUUCAGAAACACUUUAACCUGAAUGCUGCGAAGCAGUGCAGAUAGCACCUCUGCUCUUUUAAGUUGGUCUUAUUAGCUCACAAUAUGCCAUAUUGGUUUAUGUGACUUGUGAUUCUGACACAAAUAUCGUCAUCUCACCAUACGAGUUAUCUCGAUGCUUCUUCAUGAGUGUUUUGUACAACUAAAUUGAAAUGAAAAUUAGUUACUAAAUGGGCCUAAAAGAAGAGUAUUCCCUGUUUUUUGAGGACUUUUUUUUUUUUCUUUUGAGUCGUCAUCAUAGAUUCUCCCUUUCCAUGUCUGAUACAAUGUUUGGAUAUUCAGAUAUGCUGACCUAGACAAAUGAACCUCAAACGGACGCACUUCUCAUUUUUGCACUGAUUAGAUGGGAUGUAAUUCCCUUGUCCGCCACUGUGUUAGUGGACCAUUAGGGGGCAGAAUACAGAUCUCACCAGCUCAGUUGCGCCAAUGGACUCAUGCAAAUAGUUGCUUUAAAGUCAUGAAACAGAUUGAUUUAUAUGCAAGAUGACAUUGUUUAAAGGUGUUUUAAAAUUUAACGGAGGAAGUUUCUGGAGGGUAGCGAUUUUAUGGGUUUGUGUUUAACCGUAGUGUGCUGUGGCAGGUUGUACCAUCACCACGUUGUAUGUAAGUGUUUCUAUGUCAUUGCCAAUAGACCCCCAUUUUGCUUUGCUGCUGGCUCAUGAGUUGGAAGAAAACCUUUUUGUUUUGACAGUUUGGAGUGGGAAACAAGUUUUUUGAUUUGCUAAAUGUACAUAUGGAAGUUUGAUUUGUCGUUUUUGAUUGUCAUUGGAAAAGUUCCCCAUAGAGCUGCUGCUCUCAGUUGUUGAGAAUAUGGAUGGGUUGCUUUAUAAAUUUGCGCUUAAAAAACAGAUAUUUGCUGAUGGAUUUAUGGGAAGAGGAAUUAAUGGAAUUUUUUGUUUUUUUGAGUUUUUGUUUUGUUUUGUUUUGUUUAGUUGCGUGGUUUUUUUUUUUUUUUUGCCCAAAUUGUAGUACAUCUCCCAGAAAUGUAAUGUCCCAUCAGUCCCCUUUGACGCAUCAGACCGUGUGCUGUCUGUCAGUAAGGCUCAGGUGUUUGGUUUGUGUUCAAUUCUCCUUUCACUUGUCAGGGGCUCCUUUCAAGGUCCCAGUGGUUAUUAACAGCCAACCUGUCUUUGUAAGGACUUUAUUCCUUUUGAUUUGUGGACAAUCGAUGGUAAAAAUUUGAGAGCCUUUGAGUAGUUUUCAUCUAAACAGACCAUCAAAAUCAGUCUUUAGAUUGCAGAUGUAAAUUUAGUCUGAAAUCAAGGGAUAGUUUAGAUUCACAUCAUCAUUUACUCACCCUCAUAUUGUUCCAAACCUGUGCAUUCUUGUUUUCUGUAGAAGCUAUUUUGAAAAAUCAGGGUUUUUUGUCCAUGGAGUUAAGAGUCGCUUGGGUUCAAAACAACAUUGGAUCUCACUGACUUUUAUUGUAUGGACAAAAGCAAAAUAUGUUCUUUAAUGUUCUGCUUAAAGAAAAAGUCAUACAGGUUCAGAACUACAUUAGGGUGAGUAAAUUAUGGCAGUUUUCUUUUUUUGGUGAACUAUCCUGUUAAUGAAAUUCAAAGCCUUUCACAAGGUGCCAACCUUGACAGACAUUAAUGCAUUUCCGACUGUCGGUCCUCACCAUUCAAUGCUGCCCAUGUUUUUGUAUUGGAUGAACGCUAAUUGUUUAAAAUUGUGGUUGGCACGUUUUUUUUUUUUUGCACUGCCAAUAUCUGACUUAUGGAUUAUAUUACUGUAAACUGUCCAUCAAAUCUCAUGGCCAUUUAACAGCUUUAGACCGAACAGCUGGCAGGUUCUAGCUGGGUAAAAUCUCAUAUUUAGAUGAUGUGGACACUAAUCUGACUGGCUUUUGUUUUGGCGAAUUAUUCUUUGAUGGGACUAAUUUUGAAUCUGCACUUGUGGCUAAUUCUCAUCCCUGUAAACGGUGGAGUUUAUGUUGUAGUUAGUGUUACUCUUGUACUUUCAGCUGAUUUGGACAAGUGAGACCUGCUCCACAAACAUGGAUCCAUUUUGUUGGGGAAAGAGCGACUGUUUGCAUGUUGAUUAAUAUUUUCUCCACCCUUCUUUCUCCCACUUUCACCCUUGACAAAAUGUCUUGCAAAAGUUUCUUUGUUUUCAAGUGGACAACAGACCUGGUUUAAAAAUUAUAAAUAAAUUAUUUGAUUUUUAAGCUAA
Onychostoma macrolepis is the source of this 4313-nucleotide messenger RNA. RefSeq names its product N-alpha-acetyltransferase 30, NatC catalytic subunit (gene naa30). The coding region runs from base 244 to 1362 and encodes 372 amino acids. Lineage: Eukaryota; Metazoa; Chordata; Actinopteri; Cypriniformes; Cyprinidae. The record is from RefSeq and is a predicted model, not a curated record. The transcript has 4 exons. Gene Ontology annotation, cellular component: NatC complex. Gene Ontology annotation, biological process: N-terminal peptidyl-methionine acetylation. Gene Ontology annotation, molecular function: protein-N-terminal amino-acid acetyltransferase activity.